AUGGUUCUGGACGAGAACAAGUUAACAAUAAAUACAACAGGCUCAUUGGUAACGAAAGGAAUUCCAGGAUUAACAACAAUGUUCAGUUCAGAUUAUCCUGUUACAAGCUUCAAGAACAAAUGGAAAGGUAUAGAAGUUGAACCAGGAGGUACUUUAAAUAUAGCAUAUUCAGUUAUAAGACAAGGAGACAUAUGUGUACAAGGAACCAGUGGAGACAUGGAUAUAAAUUUUGGCACUUUCUAUUCAUGUAAUACUGCAUUAAGAGUCAGUGAAGGCAUUAAUUUAACUGUAACAAAAGAAGAAUUUAUUCCGGAAACAACAUUCAAAAUCCGAAACUCAGAAUUCAUCUACAAUCAAUAUGGAAUACAGUUUCAAGGAACGACAGAAAAACCAUCACUCUUCAUACAAAAAUGUAAUAUAAGUUUAAGUUCUGGAUAUGGGAUACAGAUUGGUAAUUGGUUCAACAGAGCAUUAAAUGAUGUUUUAUCACGCCUUUAUAUAGACAUGUCUUCUAUUGAACGUAACUCCAAUCAUGGUAUAUAUUCAGGUUCAGCGCGCCGUGCUAGUAUUUUCGUUAAUAACACCAUCAUUAAAGGCCAUACUGGAUCAAUUGGAAUUUAUUCCUAUCGAUGGUUUGCAAGCCCUUACACAGAAAAUAUCACUAUUAUGAACUCCGAGUUAUCGAACAAUAGAUUACAAUCGGUUUAUAUGAACUGUUAUAGGUGUUACUAUUCCGUCCUUUAUUCCGUCCUUACGAUUAUCAACACAACAUUUGAAAGUAACUUUGAUAGAUCAUCUGUUGAGGUAUAUUAUUCAGGGGAGGUAAGCAUCAAUAUAAUUGGCAACAGUUUCCAUAACUGUCGUGGCAACUAUCCAGUAAUAGGACUCAGUAAAGUAGGACACCAAUCAGAUUUGAAGGUAUUUGAUAAUACAUUCAGGAACUCGUAUGCUAUAGUAUCCGUUAAUGGACCUGACAGUAUUAUGCCGAUCAAUAUCCAAGGAAAUGUAUUUAUGAACAACACCCAAGUGUCAAGUAAUAGCAAAGCUUCCCUUAUAACAAUAUCUAAUGCUAGAUUGAAUUUUACCAGAAAUACUGUGCAAAGUUGCUUGAUGCAUUCUCUUGUAGACCUUAAAGAUGGAGUUGAACACAUUUUCUCUCAAAAUAAAUUUAUUGACAACCUUUUAACGCCAUGUUACAUCAAGGUUGAAAGUAUAUUCAACAGAACUCAUGCAAUUUCAGCCAACUAUAAUUUUUGGGGUCGCACAGACGCAGAUACUAUCAAGUCAAAGAUUUGUGACUUUUUUGUUGACUCGAGAGCAGCGCUGGUAACUGUAGAACAGUUUUACAUAGACAUCACGAUGCUUUCAACACUGAACAUAUCGAAUGCUUUUGAAUUAAUUCAACAAUCAGACGAAAAUGUAUACAUAGUUGAAGGUAUUUUUGAUAGUUCAGUUCCCCUGCUUUUGCCAGAAGACAGUAUAUUUAUUGUUAAAAGAAGUAUACUAAUCGCAGAAAAUGGAGAUGUACAGAUAUCCAAAGCAUCCUUUAAUUUCAGUCAGGAUAGAGGAAUAAGGAGUUAUGGAAAGUUAGAAAUUACAAAUUCUGAACUACAGGGCCGAGACUUUAAAUGGACUGGGCUUCACAUAUACAAGAAAGGAUUAAACCUUCAGAAUGUUACACUAAGAGAUGUAAAAAUGUGUAUAGAAGUUUUGGAAAGUUGUGAUGUCAACAUAGAUAGUAUAACAGUUUGGAAUACAGAUAAUUUUCUCGUAGCUGAUGAAUUUAUAGGAGAGCUAGAUAUAUACUUCAGAAAUAGUAACAUUACUGUCAACAACGAAAUGCUUAAAGUUGAAUUCAGAAAAUCUAAUAGUAUUGUCAUAAGAGAUGAUAGCAGCAUCUUUUCCAGUAAUAUUGGAAAAAUCUUUGAGAUUUCGGAGCUACAAACACAAGAUAGGAUCACUAAUAUAUCAUUUGAUUUAUUUGGAAGUAAUCUGAAUUCAUAUGGGACAAAUAGCUAUUAUCAAAUUAACAUUAAUUCUUGUUCUGGGUAUUUGAAUUCACUAAUAAGAAAUUCUUCAUUUUACUGUACCUAUGCCAAUUCAAAGAACGUUUAUAUUCGAACCCAAGCUAUUAAUAUUAACGUUACACAAAACAUGUUUAGAAUGGCAGAAAAAUCUAUAGAUUUUCAAUUGACUUGCAGCAAGAGUUCAAAAUUAAGUACGGAUUUAGAAAGAAAUAUCAAUAUGUUUCAUAAUUCAUUUAAUGCUUUGAGCUCAGGCUAUGAUGUAUAUGUAUAUGAAUGGUACUAUCAUGUUCAAACACAUUUCUUUCAUGUGUAUGAUAAUGUUUUUACACACAGUCCUUUGGCUAUAAAUCGGUAUGGUAUGUAUUUGAACCUGUAUAGUUCAUAUGCUCAUCAUUUGUUUGAGAUAAAAGGCAACUAUUUUACAUCAGUAAAGAAGUAUUCUGUUUAUAUAUAUGGAAAUGUAGGUGUAACUUUCAUCUCGGAGAAUACGUUUCACCAAGGCACAGACUGUGUGAAAAUAGAUGUACAUAAUUCUGAUUUAAAUUUGACAAUAUCUGAUAAUUUGUUUGUUGAAAAUGUUGGAUCAACUGCCGUUUUAAAUUUGUUACAACCAAAUGCAAAUGUUCCUCCUAUUUUACUUCUUGGGAAUAUUUUUCAAAACAAUCUUAACACCAUAUUACUGUUCAGAUCACCAAAUAUAUUCAUUUUCCAUAACAUUUUUGAGAAUCCUAAUGCUACACUCAAUAUCAAGAUAAACUCAGCCGCUCAUUAUCAAAAUGAAAUAGUUAAUGCUUCUCUGAAUUAUUGGGGAACGACUGAUGUGAAGGAAAUCGGUCAAAAGAUUUAUGACAAGAAUUAUGAUGACACACUCAUUGAUGUUUUGUUCAGACCAUAUCUUGGAUCAAACAAUUUCUCUGAUAUCCAAAAUGAAGAACCACCAUUCAUCAGCAGUACUGGAGAAGUUGGGGGUCGUGUAAAUGGUGAACUUACACUGACAGUUGACAGAAGUCCAUAUACAGUGACAGCUAACAUCGAAGUAGGAGAAUUUGAUACUCUUACUUUAGAUCCUGGUGUAACAUUAUUAUUCAAUAAAGAUUUUGGAAUUAAUGUUGUGGGUACCUUGAUGGUAAAUGGAAGCUAUGAAAUGCCAGUCAUGAUGUUGGAAACAGUUUACGGAGAAGCAUGGCGUGGAAUAGACAUAAACACUGUAGAAGGAAUUUACCCAACCUCCUUAUGUUAUUUACAUGUAAAUGGGACUCUAGAAGGCAUUGUAUUGAAAAGAAAUUAUGCUGAAAUGAAAAAUAUUUCAUCAACCUUUUCUAAAGGACAUGGAUUUACAAUCAACCUGCAGCAAACAAGUGGAAAUGUAUCUUGUUCAAUAUUUGAGGAAUUUACGGCAGCGAAUAAUAAGAAAAAUGGAUUUCAAAUAAGUUCAGCAGACAAAACAACUGUAUCAAAAAUACUUAUCUCAAAAUGUAAUGUGUACCAGAAUGAUGAAAGUGGAUUCAGCGUACAUGCUAAUAUAGAAACGGUAAUCGAAGACUGCCUAAUCAAAGAAAAUAAGCAACGUGGUGUGUAUGUAGAGCAGUCUAAAGGUGGAGAUAUUUUUAUAAAGUCAUCAACGUUACAUAGAAAUGCAUUGUAUGCUCUAGAGGUUCUUGCAACAAACAAAAUUGUACUAGAAUCCUGUAUUGUGACAGAAAACAGUCAAACUAACUAUUAUUCAUAUGGUGCAUGUAAAAUAACACAAGGACAAUUACCUAUCUUAGGAUUUAAUGUAACUUUCCUGAACAACACAUUUUCAUACAACCAGAAAUAUGGAAUUGAUUUAGCUCAAACCUAUUAUACUUCUGGAAAUUUAACUUUUAACAUGAAGUUCAAUAGGUUUAGUUUUGAAAGACGCGUUCUUUAUUUUUAUCGUAGUACUUACUAUAAGUAUGCUGCAAAAAUAGACAUUAGUCAUAAUAUCUUCAACAACAACAAGGAAACAUCUGAAACAUUGAUUAACCUUAUCCUUAGAGAUGAAGAUUCAGUAGAACUAGUAGAGAACACUUUUAUUAAUAACACUGCAACAAAUAUUUUAUCAAUUUCUGUCAAUCCAUAUUCUGCAUAUACUUUGUCAAAAAAUGAGAUUAGAAUUUUUGAGAAUAUAUUCAAGGAUAAUACUUUAACAGACUCUUGUCUAAAUCUUAAAUCCUACCAUGUUGUAUCAGUGAGUAGAAAUACAUUCAUGAAUCGUCAAACCACUGGUAUGUGUGAACUGCAAGCCCCUGUUUUUGACGAGGCAUACUCAAUCAAUGCCACACAUAAUUAUUGGGGAAGCAGUAGUUUGGUGGAUGUAUUAAAGGUAGUGUGUGGUUUUGACAGAUCAAUGGAAAAAAGUUAUGUGUAUUAUAUGCCGUUCUCCACUAGUGAAGAAAAUAAUGACUUUGUAGCCUAUGCUCAAGAUGAUUUUGAUGUACAGAAUGUCUUAGGUGGAGAAAUCACAGGAACGUUUACUAUUGAAUACACGAAGGAGCCAAAGAUAAUUAGCCGCUCUUUAUUUGUAAGGACAAAUGCCUCAUUGAAUAUAGCAAAUGGAAUAAAGAUGCACUUUGAUGAGAAACGUGGGAUAUAUAUACAAGGUAAUCUAAAUAUUGUAGCUGGAGAAAGUGAAUCUUUGUUUACAAAUGGAUCAGAUUCAAGUCAUUGGUAUGGUAUUGUCUUUUCUUCAAAAGAUACUGGCCAACUGAUACUCCGUGAUGCUUACAUCAGCAAUACUGAUAUUGGAAUACAGUCAAAAGAUAAAUUUCUAGAUUUGAAAAACAUCACCAUCAACAACAGUCUUGGUACAUGCUUGUCGAUGCUUUCAGGUGCCGAAGGCAAAUUUGACUUUCAUGGAAGUUUGUUUCAAAACUGUGUACACCAUGGUCUUUUUCUAUCAAAAUAUAUAAAUGCUUCAUUUACUGGACUAAAUAUAUCAUCUUCAUAUGAGGGAAUACAACUUAUAACUGAUCAAACUGGACAUUUAACUGUGCAUAAUAUUGGGAUAAAGAAUUCUUCACUGUUUGCAGUCCAUGUAGAAUUUAGACACCGUACUAAUGCAGGAAAUAUUACGAUACAUGACAUGAAAGUAACCAAUUCCCAGACAGGUUUUCACCUUAUAGUGGAUAAUUACUACUCUCAUAACAGCAUACAAAUAAGGGACAACUCCUUUAAUAAUAUCUCAAGGAAUGCCAUGGAAAUCAACGUACCUCAUUACCGAAGAAAUUACUAUACCAGUCAAAACGAAGCACAGAGGUUUGUUGAUAUUGGAUACAACAAAUUUACUGAAACCUGUGGAGUUACCUUGAAUACUUGGGACAGUGUUAAUAUUAGUUUCCAUGACAAUGAUUUCAAAGGAAGUUCAUGUCCAACAAUUGAUAAAUGUUUCUUCAGUAUUUUUGCAGAUGGAUUCCGUGACAUAUCGUACCAUGUGUUUGACAUAUUUACGAACAAAUUUAUGGGAAUAGAUGGUUAUUGCGUUAUAGAGUUAAAAAGCCACAGUCAUUUUGUAAACCCUAAGGGAACAGUGCAGUUCAAUAAUCUCAUCCUUAAUAAAGUAUCUCGUGGUGUAGUGGUUCUAGAUACGUCAUACUUUAACAUUUCUCAGAACAUCUUUGACAACCAUGGUUCUACAUUUGAUUUCUAUACUACUGGUUCUGGAGAUGCAACUAUUAAUGCAACAAAGAAUUGGUUUGGUAACAUGACACUGUCACUGGUUUAUGAUAGAAUUUAUGACAGAAGACAAGACCCAAGUUUAAUGUCUGUGACCGUUGCACCAUUAUUAUUAGAAUGGAUAUUAGAUUGUUCUCUGGUAAACAACUGCAGCAAUCAAGGACAAUGUGUUAGCCCAAACAGAUGCAGGUGUUUUCCAGGUUGGAAAGGAAAUAACUGCACUGAAUAUGACUGUUCCGAUGUGAAUAAUUGUUAUGGUAAUGGACGAUGUGUUGGACCAAACAAAUGUGAUUGCCAUUCAGGCUGGGAAGGUGAAACAUGUAUUAUAGCUUCUUGUAUCGAUGUUAAGAAUUGUAGUGAGCAUGGCAUAUGUCUGAGGCCAGGAGUGUGCAAAUGUGCAUCAACGUUUACUGGUAAAGACUGUAGUCAGUGUGUUCCAUUACACUGGGGACCUUUCUGUAGCCAAUGUCCAGAUUGUCAACAUGGUACUUGUAACCUUACAACAGGUAUGUGUGAUUGUGUUGGUGUCAACUGGUUAGGCGACUUGUGUGACAAGUGCAGUGAGACUUUCUAUGGUCCAGAUUGUCUCCCCUUAAUAAUGGCUUUACAAGUAGUACCCAACCAAGGAUCAGACAAAGGAGGUACAGAGGUUCAUGUAUGGGGACACAAUUUUCCGGACUUGGUAGGGCAUAUAUACUUUUGUAAAUUUGGUUCAGAGAGAGUCAAUGGAACGUGGAAGGCUUGGAACCAUGUCACGUGUAGUGCACCACAGCACGAAGAAGGAAGUGUAUUCCUUGAAGUAUCACCUAAUGGUACAGAUUUUACAAAUAAUAAGAUAAUAUUUACAUAUUAUGCAACAUGCCCACAAGGAGCCUGUGGACGCCACCUAGAUCCUCCUAGAGGUCAGUGUUUGUUUGGUGGGUGUUCUUGUAAUUUGCCAUGGACUGGAAAUGAAUGUACAAUAGAACUGUUAGCUCCAAAGAUAAUGCCACCAGAAGAAUCUCAGUAUAUUGGAGAAGGAACAAAAUAUCAGUAUAGCCCGAACUUGACUCAGGGCAACUUACCUGUAAGAUGGGAACUUAAUCAAUAUCCCGUUGGUAUGACUAUUGAUGACAGAACGGGUCAGGUUGAAUGGGAUUUUACAAUAUCAACUCUGACACACCAUAUGAUCACUGCUACGGUUACCAAUAUUAUAGGAACCGAUGUUGUGUCAUGGCAGUUAUUAGUAUCUGUUUCCUACUCAGCAUUCGUUACAAAAAUAGAACCAGAGGGAAUAUUACCAAUACCUACCACAGUAACAAUAAUGGGAAAGGUGACUUUCAAAAAUUUAGUUCAACCAACCGUUGUUCCAGUUGAUGUAAGAGUAAUCAGCUCAUACAGUAAAAGAAUUACAGUUCUGCCAGCGCUGACUGACCCAUUAUCUCCCAGUAGUUUUUCUGUCACAUAUUAUCCUUAUUCAGAUGAUGUAGGAAUGAUAUCAGCAGUUGCUAGUCAUCCAGUGGAACCAUCAGGAAAUGGAGCAUUUAAUUGGACAGUACUUGGAAUCAGAUGUAGUCCACAUUUUGUAAAAUGGAAUGCUGUAAUAGAAAAUAGCACUGUUGUAUUCAAAAAUAUAACAUCCUUAGUAAAUGUAGGAGAUCAACCUAUUUUCAAUAUAUCCAGUCGUGUAGAUGGAAUCCCUGGAACCUACUUCCAGUCACCUAAGAUGUCAAGUACUGUCAAAAAAAUAUUCUUGGAUUCUCUUGAAGCCUUUGAAACUUUUACAUUUGAUUUUAUUGUGACAGAAGCCCGACCACUAAAUGGACGAAUUUAUAUCAUAUUUUCAACUCUAGAAGGAACAGAAACAAGGCUUCAAGUAAACAUGCAAUUCUCAGUACGUAAACCACUGCUUGUCUUCGCACCUACUUCAAUAAGAGAAAACAUUGUUCGAGGAACUCAGAAAAUACUAGAUGUUGAGGUUCACAAUGAUGGGGAAGUAGCUGCUAAGAAUGUCAUAGUAUCUCUUCCAAAUGACAACAGACUAUCCCUGGUUUCGUUUGCAACAGUCGACAGGCUAAACAGCAAUGAAAACAAUAAUGGGAUCACAAUAGGUCCAAAUGAAAAAGCCAUGAUGUCUUUAGUUGUCACAAUUGGUUUGAAUGAUGGAUUGGGGGAGAUGAGAGGUACCAUAGUUUUGAACACAGAUCUAACAGGAGCAUCACUAUCCUACAUAUUUUAUAUCACGUCAUUAUCAAAGUUGAAUCUGACUAUUACAGUUAAAGAUGAGUAUACUUACUUUGCGUCUGGUGCACCGCUGGUGAGUGGAGCUGAAGUUCGAUUAAUCAAUCCAAGGAGACAAUAUUCAGAGAAAAGAUACACAACAAAUGAAACAGGAUUUGUAAUGUUUGAAGAUAUACACGAAGACCAGUAUACUCUUAACGCACAAGCAGGGGGUCAUAGUUCAUAUUCAGCUGUAAUCAUAGUAUCACCUGACAGUGAUAUACAGGAAGUGUUCUUGCAACGGAUAGCUGUAAAAUAUAGAUGGACAGUAACACCAACUACAGUCCACGAUAAAUAUGUCAUUGGAAUCUACUUUUGAAACUCUUGUCCCAAUGCCAGUAGUUACAGUAGACCCUGCAAAGGUGAAUACUAUUCCAUAUGAAUUGGGUGAAGAAGAUACAAUGGAGUUUACUAUAACUAAUCACGGGUUGAUCAGAGCCGAUGAUGUCAGAUUUGCUUUGCC
Messenger RNA from Mytilus trossulus (common blue mussel), 8445 nucleotides. RefSeq lists its product as uncharacterized. NCBI's taxonomy places the organism in Eukaryota, Metazoa, Mollusca, Bivalvia, Mytilida, Mytilidae. Bases 1 to 8301 code for a protein of 2766 amino acids. The transcript has 21 exons. The record is from RefSeq and is a predicted model, not a curated record.